Molecule: messenger RNA, 8118 nt
Organism: Girardinichthys multiradiatus
Lineage: Eukaryota; Metazoa; Chordata; Actinopteri; Cyprinodontiformes; Goodeidae
Exons: 27
Coding region: 226-7212 (2328 amino acids)
Biological process (GO): RNA polymerase III preinitiation complex assembly
Cellular component (GO): transcription factor TFIIIB complex
Molecular function (GO): TFIIIC-class transcription factor complex binding
Source: RefSeq, a predicted model, not a curated record
AAAAGUUGCGUCAUCAAAAAAACAAACAGAAAAAAAAAAACAUGGCGGAUUACUAAAUACACGGGAUCCGCUACCCGUUUGUCUUCUUUGAUACAUGGUGGCUUGUUUAUGCAAGAAAACAGCAUUUUCUCGAGCAGGUUGCAAAAACUGAUGAACAUGUAACUCGGGACUUGGAAUUUCCUACCUAAGGACGUCACAUUUGAACUUGUUGCAUUCAGGUUAAAAAUGUUUCGUCGGUCAAGAUUCAGUGCUCGCCCUAAUGUCGGGACAGCUGGGAGAACAGCUGCACCUCAGGAACCCCCAGCUGCAAACCAGGAGACAAGUAAGACCAAAAAGGAACCAAACGAGAGCAGUAAUGCUUCACUAGCAAACAACUCCGACGUGACCCCAUCAGAAAAUGCUCCUGGUACAGGAGAUGGCAAUGACCAGAGUGGGGAAGGUACCAGCUCCGCAGCAUCAGUCCAGAGAAGGAAGCGGUUCUCCAUCAAGCCUAAAGUGGCUCCUGGUCGCCCUCCGACCCUCUCUCGGACACCAAAAUCCCCCGUCAAAGCAGUCUCUGUGACUCCCGUAGAUGGUGUUUCUGAGUUGGAUCUAGAACAGCCAUCAACAUCUAGUACAACUGUGAAAACACCAACCCCUCAAGGACUCCAGUCCCCAAGGCGAAGAAGACUCUCUGAAGAUACAAAGCCGCACAAAAUACAACAAAAGGUCACCCCUGAGAAACGAGGACCUUCAACUGUUUCUUUAUCUGAGGACUCACCAAAUCAAACCCUAAAUCUGCCAACAGACAGCAGCAAACAAGUGGAAAACAUUUCAGCAAGUCAGACGAAGGAAAUUCAUUCAAGGACACAUGAGAGAGUACCGCCUUCUUUACCAGAUAAAGAAGCUACAGAAAUAUCAGAGAAAGCCAAGACUCUCAUAUCAUCCAAAACUGUAAUUUCAAUAACCCCAUCAGCGCUGUCCCUGAGCAGACUCCUGAAUGACCCGUCAGAUGUGAGGAGAAUGAUGAAGGCCCAGAAGCUGAGAGAGCUGCUGAGACAGGAGCGAUGCAAAGAGACGAAACUCAAGAGAGCUAAAGCCCAUAAAAAGGAGUUUACUUUAGAUCCAACAAAAAUGACCAUGAGGGAUCUCAUCCAUUAUCUCCCAACGUCUAAUCCCAUGACAUCCAGUUUAGAAGAACAUGAUGAAGAGAAUGAGACAGUGAUCCCACCCUCACCAAUAAGAGAAGAAUCCACAGAGCGAGCACCUGUACCUGAAGUUCCCCCUAUCAAAGUGAAUUCCAGAGAAGAAGUGGAGGAGGAAGAGGCUGCUGCAGAAGAAGAGCAGGAGGAAGCUCUCAUGGUUCCUCAGGUCAAGGUAGCAGAAGAUGGCUCGCUGAUCAUUGAUGAGGAAAGCCUAACAGUCGAAGUCCAGCGUGCCAAAGGUCCGAACACAGCUUCUGACAGAGACCCAAUCUUUGAAAGAGGCUCCACUACAACUUACUCAAGUUUCAGGAAAUCAAGUUACUCCAGACCUUGGUCGAUUGAAGAGACAGACAUGUUCUACCUGGCAGUUAGCAUGGUGGGGACAGACUUUUCUAUGAUUUGUCAACUGUUUCCGCACAGAGCUCGGUCAGAAAUAAAGAACAAGUUCAAAAAAGAAGAGCGAAUAAAUUCUUGGAGAAUUGACAAAGCAUUCAGAGAGAGGCGUAAACUUGAUAUAGAGUACUUCUCUAAGCUGCUGGAGAAAAUUUUGGAAUUUCAGAAAGAGAGGAAGAAGUUAAAGUCCCUCGUUAAGAAGAACAGCAAAAUGACGUCCAGAACGAAGGCAAAGGGCAAAAAAUCAGCAAAGAAUCUGAGUGACGUGGAGGAAGAGGAUGAGGAUGAAGUUCAUGACUUAGAGGAAGGGCAGGAGAAAGAGAACGAGGACCAGUGUAAUGAGGGAGAAACUCCUGCUUCUGAGCUGAAGAACAAACGCAAGAGAAAGACAAAAGUAGAGGCCUUGACUGAGGAACCAAAUGAAAAGAAAAACAAAACAGGAGAAGCGCCUGAAGACUCGGAAGCAGCACUUCCUGAAAGCCACACCAACUCUGAAAUGUCUGAGAAGAUUUCAAAUGUAAACUCAGCCAAGGAAACGGGUAUCAAGCCAGCCAAGCUCUCACGAGCCAUAGCACCAAAACCACUUCUGCCUUUGGGCCUAAAGCGAGGUAGAAAGGGAAAAAAUGAAGAGACUGAAUCGGAUAAAGGAGAUAAGAACACGAGUGAUGAAGCCCACAAAGAACAGAUCAAUCAGGAUGAAUCAGAAGCUAGUAGGGGGAAGUCUGCUGGUGAUGAUAUUUCUUCUGAAGAGGAAGAGGCAACAGUAAAGCAUCGGGGACCCACCAGAUAUGGAAGAGUUCCCAAACAAACAGCUGCCUUUGCUUAUGCUUGCAAAGAGCAAUCCCACUCCUCCGUAGCUGAAACUACUUCAGCCUCUCCUUCUACGUCAAAAUCCAAACCCAAGUGCACUGUUAAAAGAGGCAAAUCACUAAAGCCGCAAUCUGACAAAACCCCCAAAAAAGCCAAACUGGUUACUCUCAGAUCCCUCAAUUCAGACUUCAGUGAUGAAGAUGAUGAAGAGGGGCAAGAUCCAUGUUGCAGCUCCAGUCAAGAUAUGUCAGGUUUUGUGCCUGGUGGCCUGCACUCAUUAAAUGCUGUGAUUUCAGAGGUGGAUGACCCUAUGGUCGAGCUUGAUAUCUUGGCCAGCAUGCCUGAUAUGCUGGGCAUCUCCCAAGAUGCACUGUGUCCUGAUUCACCCUCUCAUCAGGCACAAUAUGAGACAGGCACUGCUGAGGCAUGUGAUCAUCAGUUGGACCUGCUGGUUGAUGUAAUAGACUUUUUUACAUCAGAAGAAACAGAAGUUUCUCAGGAUGAGAGCUAUAAUGAGGCUGCUCAAACCCUCUUGACCAUAGGCAACGUUAGUCACGUUUCUCAGUCAACGCAGGGAGAAGUCAACGCACAAGGUUCCAACUCCGGAACCGCGGUGGACGAUAAAACAUCAGACCACUUUGAUGAAAAGGUCAGAGAUCAGCAAGGCACCCCUGCUUCUUUGCCUACUGCUUGUCCUCAGAAAGUCAGAGACAUUUCAGAGACUGUUGCCAGUAUGGACCCACAGAACAGUGAAAUGAGCGUUAGUGACUCAUCUCAUGUUAAAACCAGUGAGCAAAUGUGUGAUAAGCAGAAGACUGUACAUGAAGAAGAAUCUGGCUCUCACUUAAAGUCUAAGCCACAGAUCCCAAGUAACAAUUCUCCAUCAACCAAGACGCUGUGCCUUUCUAAAGUGAAUCCUAAACCAAACAUUGGGACUGCACCACCAACAUCCCAAACGAAGACGUCCAAAGAACAGAAGGCUGAAGUGGGCCACUCAGUUGCUCCUAUUGAGGUAACAUCAGCUGUUAAAGAAGCAGCCCCAAACAGAACAGAAUCUGAUGAGGCAUUGUUAGAAGAUGGCGAUUCCCUUAAAGAAGAUCUACUAAAAGAAGAGAAAUCUGUGAGUUCCUUGAUCACACAGGGUUGCUCCGUUUCUUUAUCUCAGAUUGAAUCUAGUAGGAAUGAGACUGCCAGAGAUACAGACUCUUCAGAUUAUAAAGAUGUAAGUGUUAUUCCUCAUGAUGGACCUGGCAAGACUUAUUUAAGCAGUUCUUUAAAAUCUAAAUCAGAGCUGACGCAGGUUGUACAAGAGCCACACACCCUUUCAGACUCAUUCCAAGGCGGCAACAUCCAACAUCCCCCACCUGAAAACGAUUUGCCUGUCAAUCAAAGGAAUAUGGGUGCAGUUGCAGCUAGAAGGAGUAGAUUGUCAAAAGUCAAACCCAAUCUCCCACAUAUGUCAAGAGUUGCAUUGAAUAAAUCUCAGAUCAGUAAAGAGACUGUAAAGAAAGACCCACUUACUACUUCAAACUCAGAAUCCCAAGAGCAAACCAUAAAGGACGUACAAACCCCAUCUACUAGUUUUAAUCUAAUAGAAGACUCCCCAGCAGGGGAGGUAAUAAAAAUACUCAUUGAAGAGGCCCCUAAGGUCCAGUCCAAUACCGAACCACAAGCUGAACAAGCAUCAAAUGCAGAAUUAGCUGCAGCCCCAGGAGAAAGUAGUAGUCCUGCUACUUUAAUCACACCAGUAGAAGAUAGACAAGCUGAUUUACUGGCGAGUAAUGUUUCAUCUGCUAGUCAGUUGCGAAGGAGCCAUUUGCAAAAGGUUAAACCCAAACCAAAUCUAACACAGGCUCUACGAGCUAAGAAGACUAAACCUCAAUCCACAGAAAACACAGCAAUAAAAAGUCCUGGUCCAAAUCCUGAGUCACUUACAAAGUCAACAGCAGAGGUUUUCCUGCAAGCAGUAUGCUCUUCAACUUCUGAUCAACAGAUUGCAGCCACUGGCUGUGCUUUAAGUUUAAACCCAAUACUGGAUUCGGACUCCACUCAUGUAUCAACAAAGAAACAGUCUACAAAUCAGGAGGUUAAGAUCCCUACUGAGCUUGCUAAUCAGGUUGAAAUGGAGGCGGCAUCAGACCAAAGUGCCACGGGGAACCAGAACCUCACUGAAGUUCCAGUUGAGCAAAGUAAAAAGCAAACCACCAGUGACUCAGGAUCAGUUUCCAAGUUCACAGAUAAAGAUUCAGUAUCUCAAAAUGAAAUGAUCGAAAGUAGAUGCAAUGACACAAUGACCUCACAUGUUAGCCCAACAUGUUUUGAUUCUGACCCGGUCCAAGACCAACGCAGUCAACCUGCUGUGUUUGUGAGAGCUGAGGAAGAGUCGACUGUCCGUAAACACGAUUGUGAAACUACAGAUGCUGGACAGCCGAGGAGGAAUCGACUAUCAAAAAUCAAACCCAGACCUAACAUACCUCAAACCUCAAGGGCCACAAAGUUUAAAUCUCAAACAUUAGAAAACCAGUCAGAGAAGCAAACAAAUCCCGAACAGACAGUGACCGAACUGGAACCAAAAACAUGCGGCCUGUCGUCUGAAAAACAGAGUGUAAAUACUAAUCCUCCAUCGGGUUUAACACCACCACUGACCUCUGGAUCCCAUGCAAGACCUUCAAAAAUGAAAACGACAGACACUGAUGAUCAGACAAGCAUGAAUGCAGCAGCAUCAGAAACAGAGAAGCAAAACUCUAACGUCAAUCUUGAACUAAGUGAGGAGCAAUCCACUAAAGAACAAGAGUCAACAUCCAAUGGAUUUCCUGUUGCAUCAUCUUUGAGCAUUAGCAAUAAUCAGGCACUGACUGCCCCAACAGAUAACGAACCACAAUUUGGUCAAGGGUCAAACCUGAAUUCAGGAACAGAUCUAGAAAGAAGUGACCAGCCUGCUGCUUGCAAAACAGCCUUGGAAGAGUUGCAAGUUGGUCAGAAGGAGGAUAAAUCUGCUCGCCACUUCAAAAGGAGCCAGUCACUAAAACCUACACCAAAUUUAUCACAGACUUCAAGACUUGCAAGGUCCAAGGGCGAUAUCAAAUCUCAAGUACCCCCCAAACUCUGUGUACAGCAGACCGUCAUAGAGAAAGAGAUGAAUACUGAGUUCACAGAUGAACCCCUGACACCUGAGGUCAGAGCAAGUCAGAGUAUAAAUGUUGCACCAACAGUUGAUUCAGCAUCAACCGGAUCACAAGAGGGAACAGUUUCAAACAUAUGUGCUUCAGUCCAAGACCAGACUAAACCUCAUGCUGCAUCCUUGCUAGUCAGUGAAAAAAAGGAUGAACAAUCGAAGACGGAAAACUCAACAGCUAUGCAGUUUGUAAAAAAAACGCCAAGCCCAGCCUCUGAAGAAAAAAGAAAAACUGAGGAAAAGGCAAAUGUUGGACAUGUUUCAAGUUCAGUUCUCACAGAAAAAACAAUGCCUGAAAGAAGGCAGCGGUUUCCCAAAGUCAAACCCAAGCCCAAUGUAGAGUCAAGCUGUAGAGUUACAGUUAAAAAGCUUCAGUCGGAAGAUCACAAUAAACCUCUUGAAGACCAGAUUAAAGACAUAUCCUCAACUGUUAUGCUGGAGCAACAACUGGAAUCUACUAUGGACACAAUGUCAAAUAAUGACCAAGCAGACCCUGAUUCUCUUUCAUCUGGAGAUUGCACCUUGGAAAUGCCAGUAACAGUUUACAGCUCAAAUGCCCAAACAGUUGGUGCUCAGACUCCAAUUACAGAUGUCCCAUCAACUUCUAAUGCUAGUCCCUCACCCCAUGAGAGAGACGUAUCUGUCCAAGGCAGUGAUCCCACACCAUCAGAGUUGAUCGACUCUUCUAAGAACUCAGGAAAGGCUCCUCAAGUUGGUAGAGGGAGGCUCAUUAAACCUAAACCCAACCUGCGAUGCAGCAGUCGUCUUCAGCAAACCCAGGCUGUUAAAAACACAAAACCAACGGAAGCAGACUCUGGCAAUACCUCACAAGCUCUCAGUGCCUGUGGUGAUCUAAAACUUGUAUCUGAACUCGGAGCGUGCACCCAGGAGCCAGAAAAAGACUCGAGUUCAAAUGAUGCUCAUUCUUCUCAUUAUUGUGUUAAACAAGGAUCUUCUAAUGAGCAUGAAACAUCAAGUGCCGAGGAGAUUCAGAGAGAUUUACUCCUGUCAGAGUUCCUGCCAGAGCAAGUGCCUUCAGAUCCAGAUGAACCCUUUUUCAUCCUUUCUCUGACGGAGGUCCCAGUCUCCUCAGCAGAGGAAGUGGAAACGAGUCCAGCUGAGAGCCUCUCUUAUCUUCCUGCAACAGGUGCAUCAGGACAACAGUCAAGUGUUUCUGAUGUGAGUUUGGAAGCAGAAGACCAUCCUGAACUUUCUGUGGAGCCAAAAGUCUUCAAUACCACCAUCGCUGAGCCGAACAAAACAAAUCAUGAUGAUUAUGCUGAGAAGAAAAGUCGUCUGAGUUGUAAAAACAAAGUUUCUGCUUCCGACUUUUCCGAAGCAAACAUUGUUAAAACAAGGGAUCCCCCGUGUAAAAAAACAGCAAGUAAGAGAAAUGAAAAAAAACUUUCAUCAGAAGCAACACAGAUGUCUUCUUCAGAACCGAAGGUCUCCACAUCAAAUUAUAUUAUUCCCACACAAACUAAAUCAGCAACCGAGGCCGUUACACAAUCGGUGAGUUUGCCUGUUGGCCCGAGGUCUGUGUCUACGGUUUUAACUUCCCCAGAAGGUGAGAGCAGAUUUGCUGACGAGGAGCCUACAAGUGUGUCGCGGUACUUCCUAACUGACAUUUUCACAGAAGUUGAAGAUUAAUUAAAAGCUCCAAGCCGCUUACAAUUUUAGUUUUUGAACACUUUUGUAUUAUCUCUGCAAUGCUUAAUUUAAAACUAUAUUUUAUUUUUACUUUCUUUUCUGUCAGUUGGUCUACUAGAUGUAUUUUAUUUAACCUAAACAAGCACUUUGGAUGAAUACAUUUGUACUGAAAAUAGAUUUUUAAACCUCAAUUAGUUCAAAUAGCAAUGUGAAACAGUGUUAAUAUGGCUGAUAAAACGAUGUAGACUGAAUCCCUGGCAGCUGACUGACACAUCACACGCUGAGCCUCAGGUUUCAUAAACUAGCUGUGAAAAUGUAAAUGCUGUAAAGCAGAACUGAUUUACCUCUUUCUUUGUGUUUAUACUUGUUCAGACUUUAGAUCUCGGUCACAGAUAGAAACUUAACUCCAUGACGAGAAGCGGUGUAUAUAUUUAUUUAUUUUUUUUAUCAUUUCUGUGUUCAUUAAAACUUUAUAAAAAGCAAUUCUGUAAAAUAUAACCGAUCCAAUGCUUCAACAUUUUGAUUUGUUCUUUAGAGGUGUGUGUGUGUUGAGUACCUUGUACAGAUGAGAAGCAGUUAGAAUAUUAUAUUUGAUACUUUAAACUACUCAUGUUUACAUCUUGGAUAUUGAGUGUACAUAAUGUCAUUUAGGGUUAUGCAUAUAAGUGCGAAAAGCAACAAAUUUAGAACCACCUCAUAACAGCUACACAAUAUUUAAGACCAACACUAGCGUAUAAAUGCUUUGUUCUUGUUUAAGCACCACAAAUCUUUCAUUGAAUUCAUUAAAAUGUAUUUUUUGUUACUUUCCCAUCACAUCUCCUUAAUUGUUACGCACUGGCAUAUUAAAGGUUUAGCUGAAUGGAAUAUAUGGCAUUGUCUAAAUAAAACAAUCAUCCAUCAACCACA